CUCUUUCCCCCAUCCUUUCCAUUUUAUUUGGUAAACAAGCUCGCUCGCUAACGAAGGGAUAUAUAGAAGUUUAGAACAGCAUAAUCCUCAGCAGGAAAUAGCAGAGAUUAUUGCAGCAAAAAGUUGGAUUGCUCGCGGGCUGAUAUCAGUAACUGAAGAAAGAAAGAUUUCAAAAACUGCAAAAUAUUAAGAAACAGAUAUAAGAAUAAUUCCUUGUCGCCAUGCCUCGAAGAUAUGCGUUUAGGAGGGCAGAAGAGGCCACUCACCCUGAUUCCAUCAGAGCCACUUUGGCAGAAUUCAUUUCCACUUUCAUCUUUGUCUUUGCUGGCGAAGGCUCUUUACUUGCUCUUGGCAAAAUCUACAAGGAACCAGCUGGCACAACUGCGUCCGAGCUAGUAGCCAUCGCACUUGCGCAUGCACUCUCCUUCUUUGCAGCCGUGUCAGCCAGCCUGAACAUAUCCGGCGGCCAUCUGAAUCCUGCGGUCACCUUCGGCACCCUCCUUGGCGGAAGGAUCUCAGUACUCCUUGCUGUCUACUACUGGGUUGCGCAGCUCUUGGGUUCAGUUGUGGCAGCCCUUUUGCUCAGGCUUGCCACCAAUAACAUGAGACCAGUGGGGUUGUUCGUAACAUCAGGUGUUGGGGAGUUGCAUGGGCUGCUAUUGGAGAUCGUGAUGACAUUCAGCCUGGUUUACACAGUUUACGCGACUGCCAUUGAUCCCAAACGCGGUAGCUUGGGGACGAUUGCGCCUCUCGCAAUUGGGUUUAUCCUUGGGGCGAACAUCCUAGUGGGUGGGCCUUUUGAUGGAGCAUCCAUGAACCCUGCAAGAGCAUUUGGACCAGCUUUGGUUGGAUGGAGAUGGAGAAAUCAAUGGAUAUAUUGGGUUGGUCCACUUUUAGGAGGUGGGUUGGCUGGACUUGUGUAUGAGUACAUGGUUAUACCCACAGAAGUCCCUCAUCACACCCACCAGCCCUUGGCUCCUGAGGAUUACUAGAUAAAUUUUCUUGUAUUGUGUAAUAAUUAGGAAUUGCAUGACGUUUGGUCCUUCUGCUUUUGUUUGUCAAUCUCACACUCUCAGACCUAUGUGCUUUUCCUUUUCAGAUGUUUUAAUUUGUUUCCUUCUAAUUUGUCUUUGUUUUGUCUUUUUAAUAAAUGUCUGCAAGUCAUGUUGUACUUAAAGUCAGUUGUUAAUAAGAAUGGCAAUCUUGAUCCCA
Molecule: messenger RNA, 1212 nt
Organism: Carya illinoinensis
Lineage: Eukaryota; Viridiplantae; Streptophyta; Magnoliopsida; Fagales; Juglandaceae
Product: probable aquaporin TIP3-2
Exons: 3
Coding region: 222-992 (256 amino acids)
Biological process (GO): transmembrane transport; water transport
Cellular component (GO): membrane
Molecular function (GO): water channel activity
Source: RefSeq, a predicted model, not a curated record